Molecule: messenger RNA, 1041 nt
Organism: Mucor velutinosus
Lineage: Eukaryota; Fungi; Mucoromycota; Mucoromycetes; Mucorales; Mucoraceae
Gene: RVB2
Product: RuvB-like protein 2
Exons: 2
Coding region: 1-1041 (346 amino acids)
Molecular function (GO): protein binding
Source: RefSeq, a predicted model, not a curated record
AUGUCGAUCAGUAGUAGCCAGUUGAUUGCCUCCGUUUUGGCUGCUUCAUUUGCCACAGCAAACGCAUUAUGGGUGCCUGAUAAUGUGAAAAGAGCUGAAGAAUCAACAAAAGUUGAAAAUACCACUAAAAAAGAGGCGGCAUCUACUACGAAGGUACAGUCGAAACCCACAGCAGAAUCAAAAACGACAACGAAAGCAGAGGCUACAAGUAACACUCAUAAAUCAGCAUCCACUGCCAAGGAAACAGCCAGUGAUCACAAAUCAACCUCCACUACAAAGAGUUCAGAAACACAUCCAACAUCUAUAAUAGGCAGUGGAACAUCUGCAUUGCCAACUGGAUCCAGUAGCAUCACCACUUUCUUGCCUUCAGCAUCAUCCUCUUCACAACCAUCCACAAGUGGCGGUUCAUCCUCAGGUGGUAUCAUAGGUGGUAUUAUUGCAGCAGUAGUAGUUGUAGUUUUGGGUGCUGCUGCAUUUCUAAUCGUUCGCAAGCGAAAGAUAUCACGUCAAAAUACACGAGCUCACUUAUCGUCAAAACCUGAUCCAUUUACCAUGGGCUUUGGUAACGACUCUUCAUAUAACAACAACUUUCCUCCUCAACAGCAACAAUCCACGUAUCAGAAACAGCAAUCAACAUUUGAUAACUACGAGGUUGCUGCUAUUUCACCUAGCAACAAUGCUGCCAUACAACAGCCCAUCACUACUGCUGCAGCUGCCACAACUACCGCUACCACUGCAACGACUACGGCAGCAGCUGCCAAUAUAUCAUCUACUACACCACAAUCAUUAGGCACAUUUUAUGUCAUUGCUACUUAUAUACCUACUCUAAGCGAUGAAUUAGAGAUCGAGACAGGAGACCACAUAGAGCUCAUUGUGGAAUACGACGAUGGUUGGUGUCAAGGCAUCAAUGUGUCCAAGGGUUAUACCAAGGGCGUGUUUCCCAGACAUUGUAUUGAUUAUGCAACCGCACCUUCCAAUCAUGCUCCAAACCCAGAUUAUGAGAGAUCUAAACGUGUCAGUUCCAUGUAUCAAAUUAAAUAA